GCCAAUACCAGCUUCGUCUCAGCGCAAUGGCUUAUGGGAAAAUCGUGACGUUAAUCAUCUGCUUCCUCUUUGUCUUAAAAGACGAGUCAUCAACAUGGUUCAAUCAGCUUCUUCUACGACAGUCGGAUCGGGCAGAUCCGGCUCAAAAUCGGUUACCCCUCGUUCGUCUGGCGGAACACAAGUAAAACAAAGGAAAGGUGGAAGUGCUGCCCCUGCAGCAAGAACUCGAUCAGCAGCCAGUAGUAGUGGAAUGUGGAGAUUUUACACUGAAGAUUCCCCAGGACUCAAAGUUGGCCCUGUUCCUGUGUUGGUCAUGAGUUUAUUGUUCAUUGCUUCAGUCUUUAUGCUUCACAUCUGGGGAAAAUAUACACGUGGAUAACUGAUGACCACAAAUGCAAUCCACCUUUCAAAUUUCAGUUAGACGUCACAAGAUCUUAAUGUCCAAUUGAUACUGUCUUGCAGUAAUGUGAAUGUAACUUGUUUUCUUUUACAUAUUUCAUUGUAAAUCAAGUACUUAUAGGAACCUCAAUAAAGAAUAAAACUUUUUCAGUUU
This is a messenger RNA of Pocillopora damicornis (cauliflower coral), 553 nucleotides long. Its product is annotated as protein transport protein Sec61 subunit beta. Lineage: Eukaryota; Metazoa; Cnidaria; Anthozoa; Scleractinia; Pocilloporidae. Gene Ontology annotation, biological process: intracellular protein transport. Gene Ontology annotation, cellular component: Sec61 translocon complex. The record is from RefSeq and is a predicted model, not a curated record.